This is a messenger RNA of Arachis stenosperma, 1092 nucleotides long. Its product is annotated as transcription factor NAI1-like. The transcript has 5 exons. Bases 1 to 1092 code for a protein of 363 amino acids. Gene Ontology annotation, molecular function: protein dimerization activity. Lineage: Eukaryota; Viridiplantae; Streptophyta; Magnoliopsida; Fabales; Fabaceae. The record is from RefSeq and is a predicted model, not a curated record.
AUGGGGGAGCCAUGCCACAAUUAUUGGUACUCUGACAUGGGGAUCCAAGAUGAUGAUAUCUUCAACCAACGUUACAAUAUUAACUCAUCACUAAUUGUUGAUGAAGAUCAUAUCAUUAGGGAGAUCAUGGAUCAUCAUCAUCAUCAUCAUCAUCAUCACCAACCAGCAUUCUCAUCUGAAAGUGAUAAUAGUCACUCUCCCACAAAUAAUAAUCAAAUCAAAGGUGGUGGAAGUGGCAAUACUAGUAGCUUUGUGUUUAACAACAAUAAUGAACAUGCACCAUUAUUGUUGGAUAUGAAAGCUUCUACUUCAACAUCUUCUCCAAGAUCAUACAUUCUAUCUUUCAAUGAUUCCACCGUUAUUGCCACCACGGCGGCGGCCACGGCUACUCCUCCUCCUCCUCCUCCUCCAUCAUUAGAAACCUAUAAUAACAAUGGGAAACGACCAUACCAACACAUUGAAGUGGCAUUAGAAAAUCAAGCAAAGAAGGUUAGAAGCUCCUCAGAGACAGUUGAUCACAUAAUGACUGAGAGAAAAAGGAGAAGGGAACUAACUGAGAGAUUUAUAGCACUUUCAGCCACUAUUCCUGGCUUGAAGAAGAUUGACAAAUCCACUAUACUUAGCGAGGCAAUAAGUCAUGUGAAACAACUCAAACAACAAGUGAAGGAAUUAGAAGAACAAAAGAAGAAGAUAAGUGUAGAAUCAGUGUCAUUCAUUAUUAGGAAAUCCCACCUCAUGAAUGGAACUAAUAAUAAGGAUGACGAAAAAGGUGCAAUCAAUAAUAAAGCAGCAACAAGUGAAGCACUACUCCCAACGGUGGAAGCAAGAGUGUUCAAAAAUGAUGUGCUAAUAAGGAUCCAUUGCAUGAAACAAAGUGGUAUUAUGCUCAAAAUAUUGCGACAUCUUAAGAGUUUUGAUCUCUCUGCCAUUAGCAAUAGUGUAUUGCCAUUUGGAAAUUCCACUCUUGAUAUCACCGUUAUUGCUCAGAUAGGUGACAAAUUCAACGUGACAAUGAAUGAUUUAGUGAAAAACCUGAGACUGUGUAUCUUGGAGUCCCCUAAUGAUGAUGAAGAACCACACAACAGUCAUUGA